UUUCUUUUUUAAGGGUAAUGGAAGGGAAGGGAAUUAUAUUAAAAAUAUUUUGAGAGAGCAUGAAUCUGUCUCUGGCCAAGCUUUAAAAUGCAAAAAUCGAUUAUAUGUAUAAUUUUUACAAAUCAAUCAUUUUCAUUGAUUUUGACAUAGAUACUGCCAUAAAUCCCGUUAGGCAAGUUUCAUCCUUGAUAGUUAGGCACAUUCUAUAAAUUCUAGCUUGGAGAGUUGUAGCAGCAUACAAAGAAUUAGUUAUAAAAGUGAAAGAAAAAUAAUAAUAGUGUAACUCCAGAUUGAAUGGGGAUCCUUGGGUAUGGAGAGAUAGUACUAGCAUUUAUCUUUCUUGUUUUUCUUUGGGUAUGGGCAAGGAAUAGAAGCUCUCCUAUUAUCUAUUGGCCUGUCUUUGGGAUGAUUCCACAACUUUUGUGGAACGCUUCUCGUAUUCAUGAUUUUUCCACUUAUGUCCUUCAAUGUUAUGGAGGCACAUUUCUAGUCAAAGGGCCUUGGUUUAGUGAUUUGGAUUUCUUGGUUACUAGUGAUUCUAUGAAUAUUCAUUACACUUUGAAUAAGAAUUUCCCCAACUACCCUAAGGGUGCUGAGUCCAAGGAGAUUUUUGAACCUUUAGGAGAUGGGAUUCUCAAUUCCGACUGUGAUAGUUGGAGGACUCAAAGGAGAAUUAUUCAUUCUUUUUUUAAAGACAAGAGAUUUGAGCUUGCUAUAAAGACUAGUAUUGAGCAAAAGAUCUUGAAAGGGCUAUUCCCAGUUUUGGAAAAUGCCUCCAAGCUAAGAAAUGAGAUAGACAUACAAGAAGUGUUUCAACGAUUUACAUUUGAUAAUAGUUGUCAGUUGGUUUUGGGGUUUGAUCCAAAUUCCCUUUCCAUUGAAUUACCAGAAGUUCCUAUCGAGAAAGUUUUGGGUGGUGCAGAGGAGGCUUUGCUUUAUCGGCACUUUUAUCCUACAAGUCUUUGGAAGUUGAAAAAAUGGCUUCAAAUUGGAACUGAGAAGAAUUUGAAAAAAGCUUGGGACAUACUUGAUGAUUUUCUACAACAAUCCAUUACAAGAAAGCAGAAGCAAUUAAGCCAAAGUAGAAAUCAAAUUCAAGAGGAAGAUUUUGACUUAUUAACAUACAUUUUGACAAUAUCUGAUGAACAAGAAGAUCAAAAUGGAAUCCUUAUUAAAUCAAAUAGAUUUCUAAGAGACAUAACAUUGAGUCUCUUGCUAGCAGGAAGAGAUACCAUCUCUGCAAGUUUGACUUGGUUGAUUUGGGUAGUUGCAACACAUCCAUGCGUGGAGAAAAAGAUUUUAGAAGAACUUAAAGAAUAUUUACAAGUAGACACAAAGGGCAAGAGCAGGCUUUUUAAUUUUGGAGAGCUAAGCAAACUUGUCUAUCUCCAUGCAGUUGUAUGUGAGGUCCUUCGACUUUAUCCACCAUUACCUUUCAAUCAUAAAGUGUCCAUUGAACCAGACAUUCUUCCAAGCGGUCAUCAUAUCCCUAAAAAUAUGAGAAUUAUAUAUUCAUUAUAUUCAAUGGGAAGGAUGAAAGAAAUAUGGGGUGAAGACUGUUUAGAAUUCAAGCCAGAGAGAUGGAUUUCGGAGACAGGACAGAUCAAACAUGUGCCAGCUUACAAGUUUAUAGCAUUCGGUACAGGACCCAGAAGUUGUUUAGGUAAGCACAUGGCUUUGAUGGAAUUGAAAGUAAUUGCUUGCGCUGUUAUAUGGAAUUAUUCUCUUCAAAUUGCUGAAAACCAUCCUAUUAGUCCAGAUAUUUCUGUCAUUCUUCAUAUAAAAAAUGGUUUGAAAGUUAAGGUUUCUGAAAGAUCAACAGUUUGAAUAUUUUUCUUUCCUAGCUAUUAUCUCGUGUUUUCUAUUUGAAUAAGACUUCCCCUAUUUGGAAUUUAUGAAUAAAGUGUAGUCUCUUUUUCUUUA
Messenger RNA from Jatropha curcas, 1923 nucleotides. Its product is annotated as alkane hydroxylase MAH1. NCBI's taxonomy places the organism in Eukaryota, Viridiplantae, Streptophyta, Magnoliopsida, Malpighiales, Euphorbiaceae. Gene Ontology annotation, molecular function: oxidoreductase activity, acting on paired donors, with incorporation or reduction of molecular oxygen; iron ion binding; monooxygenase activity. The record is from RefSeq and is a predicted model, not a curated record.